Molecule: messenger RNA, 816 nt
Organism: Leucoraja erinaceus (little skate)
Lineage: Eukaryota; Metazoa; Chordata; Chondrichthyes; Rajiformes; Rajidae
Product: GLIPR1-like protein 1
Exons: 7
Coding region: 19-816 (265 amino acids)
Cellular component (GO): extracellular region
Source: RefSeq, a predicted model, not a curated record
CGACAUUCUUUGAUUCUGAUGGCGGCAACCGUUGGCGUCCUGUGGCUUCACUCGCUGCUUUCCCUCUCCUCGGCCGAUCACGCCAUCACGUUCCACUCUACCGCCAUGUUCGUCAGGAAGUGCGUGGAUUCGCACAACCAAUACCGGUCGAUAGUGGCGCCGGAAGCCUCCAACAUGCACUUCAUGAGCUGGGAUGCAGGACUUGCUAAAACUGCCAAAGCAUGGAGCAAGACAUGCAAGUUCAUAAAUAAUCCAUUUCUGAAAAUACCAGGAAAAGGCCAUCCAUAUUUUAAUAGCAUUGGAGAAAACCUCUACAUUACACCAGACAAAUUUGCUGUGGAGCAAGCUAUUGAAGAAUGGAACACAGAUGGCAAACAUUUUGAUUAUUACCAAAAUACAUGCGUAAAGCAACAAAAGUGUGAUCGUUUCACCCAGCUUAUAUGGGGAGAUAGUUAUAAACUUGGCUGUGGUGCUAAUCAUUGUAAGAAAGGGAUUCAAAAUUCUAACUUGACAAGUGGAAUAUUGUUUGUGUGUAAUUAUACCCCCAGUGGAAAUCUUAAAGGAGAAUUACCCUAUAUAAGAGGGCCGCCUUGUACCUAUUGUGGUCCAGAUUUUUGCAGGAACAAGUUAUGCAGUGAUCCAGAUCGAGAAUCAAUCAGUCAAUAUCCUAAAUGGAAACCAGAUUUUGGGUCAGCAUCCAUUUUAUUGUCAAAAUGCUUUUUGCUACUAUUAUCUAUUAUAAUACAUAUAUAUAUAUUAUCUAUUUUAUGCAAACAUUUGGGAUUGGCAGUGCAUAAGGAUGAAACAGAUUUUUAA